UUGAGGUGAAAAACUCAUUUAACCUCAAAACAGUUUGAGUUUCAUAAUGUUUUAAAAUUUGAUUUACCAAAUUGUUAUUGAUUGAAAUGGUUACUCAAAAUAUCUCGGGAUUGAAAAACUUCUUCAUAUUCAAUCCUACCUUGAGCACCAAAGAAGGAGAGGAAUUGCAGAAAAUUUUAUAUUAUUACCCUAUUUGUGAUAAUACUGAAGUUCAAAUAAAAAAUGUUGGUCUUGUUGAAGGAAUUAUUCAAUUCACUGAUACCUUUAAGCCAACUUCGUCUGCCAGUUCGCUGCAUACUAACAAAACAAGGCAGCUAUAUUUUCAACCCGAGAAGAACUACUGGAUGGUCAUGACUCUUCGCUUGAAUCAAAUUUCCAAGGAAAGAAAUGCCACUGGUGAUGCGGAAGAAUUAGAAGACGAUAUACAAGACAAUGUUUAUGAAGCUAUGCUAAAGCAAGCAUAUUAUAUGUACAGGUUGUUCUGGGGUACAUUUCAAAGCGUGAAAGAUUUGAGUACUCUAAAAAUGAACAUUGAGAUAUUUUAUAGAACUUAUUUACAGUCACUGAAGCUGCCACAAGCAGAUAUCUUGAACGUUUUUUGUGGCAUACAGUACCUUCCUCUGGAUAAGCAAACUUUUCUCAAAGUACAGUGCUUCGUUAACUUAUUGGAGUCAACAUUCCCGAUUGUUCCUCAUACUGCGUUUUUUUAUAAUGAACACUUAAUUUGGAGUGGAGUGGAACCAAGUGACAUGCAAGUUAUCUAUCAGUAUUUAUCAACUUCUGUGUUUCCUGCAAAUCUGGAAACGGAAACACAAGGUAGUUCCAGGAAUUCCUCAUCAACUUUAUCAGCUUUGCAGAGAGGCCGAUUUAUUAUUGGACCAUCAAACUUGAAGCUGGCAAAAACUGUUGGAAAAAUUCCAAAAGUGUACUUAUUUGGUGGCAGUGGAACCAGUGAACUGUACUUUGUCAUUUACAAAAUGUCAGGAGCUUCUGUUUGCCUUUUCAUCAAAGGUGAUUAUGAACUGACCGUGGAUUGUUUUAAAGAACUCAAUGAAUUCAUGAAUUUCAACUUGGUGUCGGUGGUAUCAAGUAUUACUGAAUAUUCCUCAAGAGAAGUGGUAACUCCAUGUUCUGAAACCUCGCCUAGAUUCAUAUACUUUAAUAAACUGAAUUUGGCCCUCAAAAGUACCGUGCAUUCGGACAUAAAGCCAUCUGCUGCCAUAAAAGACUCUGUGAAAAUUAUUGCAGAUAUUAACAGUUUGAUUCCUUUUCUGGGAAGUACAGGAGAGUCAAUCGUUAAAACCAUGAAUGAUUAUUGGGUGAUCGGUAAAACUUCCAACUCGAGGGAAUUUUAUAUUGCACUCCAGCAGAAGAAUGCUAGUUUGAUAGAUAUAAGCGAGGAAGUGAGCAAGUUGUGUGAAACGGAAUUGAAAGGUAUAUUUUUCCAUUCAGCCUGAGAGUUGAUGCGCCUCCUAUUCUAGCAAGAUGAACAUGACAUAUAACGUCUAUGUGGAUAUAUUUCUGGAUUGCAAUUCCAUUAGGUGUUUGUAUCUGGAAAGGAAGAUUUGUGAUAUUACUUCUGAUAUAUGUAGUUAUUUUAUUAAUGAAUUUGGAAAUGUAUGUGUAAUUAUGAGUGCAAUUGAAUAUAUAUCUUAUGUUGAAA
Leptinotarsa decemlineata (Colorado potato beetle) is the source of this 1663-nucleotide messenger RNA. It is a transcript of the gene Ccz1, whose product is annotated as vacuolar fusion protein CCZ1. The record is from RefSeq and is a predicted model, not a curated record. NCBI's taxonomy places the organism in Eukaryota, Metazoa, Arthropoda, Insecta, Coleoptera, Chrysomelidae. Gene Ontology annotation, cellular component: intracellular membrane-bounded organelle; Mon1-Ccz1 complex. Gene Ontology annotation, biological process: vesicle-mediated transport.